AUGUCAGAAACUAAAAUAAAAGAGCUGAAAAGUGACAUCGAUGAAUUGAAUGAAUUGCUUCAACAAGCUAAACGUAAAAAGGUUCAAGAUCUUUUAUCAUUAGAAGUACGAAAAUUAGAAACUGAAUGGUUAAACCUCAAUGAAAGUGCCGCAACCUCUGCCACUCCUAUGAACGCUACUGCUAUUCCCACAACAUCUUCCUCAGUUUCUGAAAAACGAUAUCAGGUGAAACUCAAUGGCUAUGGUUGGGAUCAAUCUGACAAGUAUAUAAAAGUAUUUGUUACUCUGAAGAAUGUACAAACAGUGCCAAAGGAACAAGUCUACUGUAAAUUAACUGAAAAAUCUAUGGAAUUAAUUGUUGAAAAUUUGGAAAAUAAAGACUAUACGUUGCUAAUUAACAAUUUAUUGGAACCGAUUAAUAUUGGAGAAAGCCAUUGGAAACAGAAAACAGAUAUGGUUGUUAUUUUCCUGGCCAAACAGAAUCCAAAUACAAAAUGGUCUCACAUGACUGAAAUUGAGAAAAAGUUUGAAGAUAAACGCAAUAUCCGCUUAAAUGAUGGAUUGGAGAAGAAGGAUCCCCAGGAGUCUAUCAUGUCUCUUAUGAAGAAUAUGUAUGAAACAGGUGAUGAUGAAAUGAAAAGAAUGAUCUCAAAAGCUUGGUAUGAGGGGCAGCAAAAGAAGCUGACAGAUACUCUAAAUCUA
Molecule: messenger RNA, 702 nt
Organism: Iphiclides podalirius (scarce swallowtail)
Lineage: Eukaryota; Metazoa; Arthropoda; Insecta; Lepidoptera; Papilionidae
Source: the annotation of a GenBank genome assembly